UCGGCUCCUUAAAUGGUCCAGACGGAGUGGGAGAAGGAGUGUUGGCUUGCACUACAGCCGCAGUACUUGUGCGGUGAGCAGCGUGUGAGGGGAGAGACAAGUGGCUGAGAAACAAGGGGGGAGCCAGCGUGCCACCGGACGCCCCCAUGGACAAGAAGGAUAUUUAACCAUCUGCCCUGGGAGCGCACAGACACCGCAGUCCAUGCCUGUGCCUUGCCGGGUCCUUGAUGGGAAACCAACUGGACCGGAUCACCCACCUCAACUACAGCGAGCUGCCCACGGGGGAUCCGUCCGGGCUGGAGAAGGACGAGCUUCGCGUCGGCGUCGCCUACUUCUUCUCCGACGAGGAGGAGGAGGUGGUGGACGACCGUACGCCGUCCGACUGCGGCUUCAGCAAGGACCACAGCCCGGCGGACGAGGAGGAGGUGGAGGCGGAAGGCGGGGGACCGUUCACGGUGAGCGAGGUGGAGUACUCGGCGUUCUGCGCGCAGGAAUGCAUCUUCUCCAAACUCCGGGAGAACGAGGACCUGGACGUGUACGCGGCGCCAACUCUGCUGGCCAUGUGCAAGCCGGGCGACGUGCUGGAGCUGGUGGCCGCCGCGCAACCCCCGCAUUGGGCCGUCUGCGAGCACGACGGCCGGGUCAUCCACCUGCACAAGGGCGAGAUCCGCAGGGACGACCUGCUUGACGUGUGCAGCGGCCGCCACGGCAGGAUAGCCAACAGCCGCUACCGGUACCGGCCGCUCCCCGCCGACCUGGUGGUGCAGAACGCGGCGGGCCACGUCGGCCUGCGCAGCGAGGAGAUAUGCUGGACCAACUCGGAAAGUUUCGCCGCCUGGUGCCGCUUCGGCAAGAGGGAGUUCAAGGCCGGGGGGGAGGCGCACUCUGCCGAGCAGCAGUACUUCCUCAAGGUGCACCUGUCCGGCAGCGGGGUGCACACGCUGGUCUUUCGCAGCCUGGAGGACAUGAUCCGGGAGAGGCGACGAGUGGACGCCAGUGGAAUCCUCAAAGAGCUCUCCCUGGUUAACGGGGGCAAGGAGUGAUCAGGGAUUCCGUUUGAUAUCACCCCCUCUUCCUCCUGCAACACCACCGCCCACCAUCUCUUCUCUCAAGCACAAGGACCUGUUGGUUCCGGACUGUUUGGACCCUGUGAUGCGUUCAAAGACCGCUGACGCUGUGCUGUUGUGGAAUCUCCUACAAGCAGAUAAGGUGGAUUCAUGUAAACAAGACAACGCCCCUUUUCAACACCCCCCUCACUUCCUCUCUCUCAUGGCUUCAUUUCUGCUUGCUGGAAUUUGGGAGAUUCAAUGGAAGGUUCUAUUUUUUUACUGUUAGCUUUAAGAGUUCCCAUGCAUAGAGCUCUGACUGACUGAUGGUUCCAUCGCUGCCUAAAUAACAGAUCGAGAAGAAGAAAGGAUAAGCAUUUGGCUUGUUGAAAGCUAGCCGACUUUAAAACGCCAUAUAAAACGACAGUAUUGUCAUCUCACAGCCAUCCUGCUCCACAGCAGUGGAUGUGUUUAAAAAAAAAAUGUAUUCCGACAUCGAGUCCCUUUAUUUUUGUAUUUACGUUUGAGUGGUUAUUACCCUGAUCUCUUGUUUCCUUGAUUUGGUUCAAAUAAAUGGAGGUUGAAAUAUGAAAAGCAACGGCUUGGUUCAGCAGGUGUUCUUUGGCUGGUUAGGUUGUGCACGCACGUGACUCUGCCCCCCCCGCUUGUAUAGGUUCUUAGUGGCUACAUGAAUUAUUGAUGCUCUCCUGACCUGCCUGGGGCCCGGUAGGCUUCAUAUAUCUGCACGUAUUUGAAAGGCCAGGAAAUAGCCAUCUGCAUCAAAGCCACAGAGGCUUUAUGAAAAAUCCAUAUGGAAUUUAGCAGCCAUACAUGAAGACACGUGCUUGUUUGUUAUUCAGGGAGUGAUACAGUAUUUGUUCCCCCCAUGGUGCAACUUGCAUCCUCCGCUUUGAGACCAUAAUGUGAGGUUAUUCCAGUGUGCUUUGCACAAGGUAAUCAUGUCAGCUUAAUUGAGGAGGCCCUGGUCCUAAAUGUGCUACAGUCAGUCUUGUUUUUGAAAAUCUGAUUUAGCAGCAGAUAAAGCUCAAGGUAGCGGCGAUGGAAAGCCUCGUUUGUUCCGCUGUUUACAUACGCGGGCGGCUGGAGCCUCCGGUGGUUUGGCUGCAGCCAACUGGCAGACAAAGAGCUCUCAGUGUGGGAGAGCGUUUGGCUGCGUUGUUGCGUCUGCUGUUGUGGUGCACAGGAAUGUGUAGGUGAGUCAAUCACAAGGUCUCUCUGAUGAUCGCGCUCGUCUUUUGCUAUUUACAUGUCUACUUUUGAAUCUUGUACUGUAAGUCUUUUGCUGUCAAACUUGCACUGAAGACUCUUGCUUCCACGUGUGCUUUUUGGGCUCUGUUGUCUUCAUAGCGUCUGCAUGAAAACACAGUUGGACACUUGGUUACAUGAUUCCAGAGGCUGAAAAAGCAAGGGUGCAAAAACGGGUCUCAAAGUUGAAGCAUUGUUAAAAGGACAGUAUGAAGUGAUCGGUAAACAAUACGUCUCUUAUAAUGCUUCACUUGUAAAACAUACAUUUGGAAUACUUACAUGACAUACAGUCAAUGCUCCAAUUAAACCACAUAGCCUCGUAGAUGCUGAAUGCCGGGGGUCUCUAAUUAGUGUGGGGUCCAAAAACUUUACGCCAGGGGCGACCUAAAAAUACAAUUUAAUAAGGAACAAAAUCAACAGCAAAAAUAGAAAAAUCUGCAGUCAUUUUACAAGAGCAAAUUAUGACGAGAAAAAUGUUGUAAUUUAACAAGAAAAAGUUGUGAUUUUAAGGGAAUAAAGGAAUUAAAUUGAAGGGCAAACGCUGGCCUGAUCUUGAUUUUCAGUAGUAGCGAUUUUCCAAGUUAAGCUGUAGCGUUACUACAAUAAAGUACAAAUACUAAGGGAAUGAAGUUGGCAUAUUACAGGAAGAAAAUGUACAAGAAAACAGUUGAAAUACGUACAUAUAGGUCAACAUUCAUUCAUUUUCUACCGGUUUUUCCUCACGAGGGUGGCGGGGGGUGCUGGAGCCUAUCCCAGCUGUCUUUGGGCGAGAGGCGGGGUACACCCUGGACUGGUCGCCAGCCAAUCACAGGGCAGAUAUAGACAAACAACCAUUCAUACUCACAUUCAUACCUAUGGACAAUUUGGAGUCGCCAAUUAACCUAGCAUGUUUUUGGAAUGUGCCACACAGAGAUGGAUUUGAACCCUGGUCUCCUAGCUGUGAGGUCUGCGCGCUAACCACUCCACCGCCGUGCUGCCCAUAGGUGAACAUAUUAAGAGAAAAAGAGUUGUAUUAAUAAGUGUAUAGAGUGGUAAUAUUAUGGAAGAACAAAGACCAAAGUUAUGAUUCACAACAUUCCCAGUAGGGUAUGUGCCAUUGCCAACUACUGGUCUGGAGUGCAUAUUGCGGUGCCCGUCUCCUCUUAAAUGUGCUGCUAUUUUGAAGUGUUUCGUAUUGUGAUGGAAUCCUGUUUUGUCUAUCUUGUGGUCGCCUCGGCUAUUUAUGUAUUUCAUCUCUUAAAUCAGGCUUUGUGUUGAAAUCCUGGCUGCCUCAGGUGGGUGUGCACGGCGGCCUCUGGAGAGUUAGCGAAAGGAGGCUAGUGGGGCAGUCAGAGCUGGAGUUUGUGGUUUGAUUUACUAGUGUGUUUGUGUUUGUGCGAGUGACCAUAUGUGCGAGUGGGCUCCCGGAGAAGACAACAAAACAACAAGCUUGAAGAUUGAGUGUGUCGCUGCGCCUCGGCCAUAUGUCGCCCCGCAUCUUUAUUCAUGAGUUUCAUCAUUUAAAAAAAAUAAAUAAAUAAAAUACCGGCAGAAGUGUGCGGGUAAACACCGUUACUAUGGAAACGGCAGCCGCUGUCGUUAGGCCGUGCAUCCACCGAGGGCGUUUUUUGUGCAAAGCCUCCACAGUUGUUAUGCUUAACGGCUACUCAUGUAAGACAAACAUGACAACCCAACCCAAUGCUAUCAUCCUCCCCCCUCAACAAGCUCACGAGGGACGAGGCGCUGGUGUUUGUGUGUCCCUGCUGCACUGGUGCGCAUCUGGACAAAGCGGAUGCCCGUUAGCUCGCUGGCAAGACGGCUCAAUCGGCGGUCUCGGAGGGGAUGUUCUCAGGAGGAGAGAACAAGACAGAGUAUCCUGUCUGCACCAUGCCUUUAAGAGGAUCUGCCUCUAAUCUCGACACCGUGCUGGCCUCCCAGUAGACUCUCCUUUCCUCUCUCUCUCGUCUUCUAUUCUCCCGCAACCACAAUGGCGACAAAAAGCGUCUGGUGUAAAUGAGGCGGUGAUAACCGGGUUAUAGAUGCCGUUUAAAAGCAGGUUUUUCAUGUGAGCAUCUGCGCGUGAGACAGGCCUCAGAGCGGCGUUUAAAGCAGUGACAGACUGCUGUCAGUGAGUGGACAGUGAUUCCUUUCAGCCAUAAAGGAUGAGCCUGGUGGUCUGCAGAGAGUACUCCACUGACAACAACCUUACACCAACAAGUAUGGCCGUGGCCGGGGCUGUCCAUGAGGCAUUCGGGUCAAAACAGCAAAGUAUUUUACCCUUUCAGCCUGAUUUUACUGUUUCAGUUAUACACAUGAAAACCACAUUCUGGCUGCCAUUAAAGUGUUUUUUUUUUCAAACGGCUUCCAGAGUGUUCUCAUCUGAAGAUGCUGGCAUGUCAUUUAACAAGCAUAAGCUGCACCUUAUGAAAAUGAUGACAUCAUGUGUGCUUUGAUGACGAGCCAACAUGAUAUUUGAAUAUUUCGUCAACAUUUUCCUAAUAUUUCCUUGUCUUAUACUCCAACAUGACUGGCAUCAUUUGGUGUGUGGCGUGGUUGCGUAUGUGUGUCUUUUUUGCUGCACUUGUUUUGGCUCUCUUCUUCAUGGCGUCUGCACAAAAAACACCAAAUGCAAACUACACUUCAGCUUGUUGUGUUCUGUUGCUGUAAAAUGACUAAAACUCCUCUAGCGCUUGUGGCUCCAAACUAUUUUUCUUUAGUGUAAGAAGGGGCUUUUGAGGAAAUGUUGCCGACCCCUGCAUUAGUUGGACUGAGACCGGUCUACGCCGUUUUGAUUAGCUGCGGGUGUUUGUUGUUGUUUUUUACACUUGGAUAUGUUGUUUGGAAACGCAUUGUCAUCUUCUCCCUACAUUUCUAAAGAAGUCAAGCCAAUGAAUGUACAUUACGUUUAUUACUCUGCCUUUUGUGCCCAUUUGUUUGCGUACACUUCAAAAUCCCAGCAGUGGAGAAACAGACUUGUGUUUUGCUCCAGUCCAAUGUCGUUUCACUGUGAGCGGUACAUCGUCAACAAACACUCACAAGGCUGAGGAGAACUUGGCAAUCAGGCAUUCGCUAAUCUUUUGAACCAAUCUGGCACUCCCGGAGCACACCCCGGACGUUUCUCCCGGAUGAUGAAGGUGCUUCUCACCUUAUCCAUAAGGGAGAGCCAAGUCACCCUAUGGAGAAAACUAAUUUCAGCCGUGUGUACCUGCGAUCGUGUCCUUUCAGUCACUACCCAAAGCUCGUGGGGGAUCCACCGUAGAUCCAUCGGUAGAUUAAGAGGUUUGUCUUCGGUCCGCACCACUGCAGACGCCCCACCAAUUGGCCUGUCAAUCUCGUGUGGGUCUGGAACCAAUUACCUGUGAUUAAUGACGGAUUACUGUAUUACUAUUUGCAUCGACACUGAUAGAGUUCCAUCAGCACAGAGUGAGGCUUAAUUGGCACAAUAAAGGCAGAUAGAUAGAUAGAUAGAUUAUUCAUCUCCAAGAGAAAUUCACAGAUCCAGCAGCUUACAGAUUUGGAAAACACGGGGGCAUGCAGGGUUCAAGAAAAUAAGGGCAUGGAACGUAGUAUAGUAGUAGUAGUAGUAUAGUAAAAUAAAAUUAAAUUAGGUAAAAUAGCAAGUACAUUCAUUCAUUCAUUUUCUAUCGCUUUUUCCUCACGAGGGUCGCGGGGGGUGCUGGAGCCUAUCCCAGCUGUCUUCGGGCGUAAGGCGGGGUACACCCUGGACUGGUCGCCAGCCAAUCACAGGGCACAUAUAGACAAACAACCAUUCACACUCACAUUCACCCCUAUGGACAAUUUGGAGUGGCCAAUUAACCUAGCAUGUUUUUGGAAUGUGGGAGGAAACCGGAGUACCCGGAGAAAACCCACGCAUGCACGGGGAGAACAUGCAAACUCCACACAGAGAUACCCGAGGGUGGGAUUGAACCCUGGUCUCCUAGCUGUGAGGUCUGCGCGCUAACUCCUAGACCACCGUGCCGCUAUAGCAAGUACAGUAGAGCAAAAAUAUCAAAAAUAUAACAGCAAAGCAAGUAAAAUACAAUGCAAAAAUAUUGAUUUAGUGGAGUGGCAGUUAGAAGUACACAAGUGAAGUGCACGCUUAAGAGUCCAUCAUGUAGAUGUGUGUGUGUGUGUGUGUGUGUGUGUGUGUGUAUGAUGAUAAAGUGCAUGUGUGUGUGUGUUCUAAGGUGAAAUAGCCCAAGAGGAUGUCGUUUUGCUGUUUUGACAUUCCUGUAGGAGUAUGUCAGCUGCGACAAAAAGUCAAAGCUACCACUAGAAGUGCUUCCACUGUGUAUGCAUUUACGUACUGUAGUUGCCGAGGGGGGGCAACAACAUGCUAUCACACACUUUGCGUUUAAAAGUCAACUAAAACUUAUUUGGCAUGGAAUUAGGCCUAGAAGGCCUUUGUUGAUGGUAACCAGGUGGUGCAUCUUAUACCUGGUCCCCAUCCACUGGCCCGACAGUUUAAGGUAUGUGGCCAGAACCUCACCCCCUCCCUCUAAAUCGUCAGCCACACUUCUUAACGAGUAAAAAGAGAAAGUGCCCUCAGGCGGCCGGGUGCAAUCACAGUUUGAUUAAUAGGACGGAUCCAGCAUGGCCGCGUCGUUCCCCCUCUGUGGCUUUAACCCUUCUUUAAAAAGUCACCAGAAAAGGUUACGGCAAAUGUCGUUGUGAGCAUUUCAUCAGCUCCCAGCUGCCCCUUCCCGACUAACCCCCCUGCAAAAUGUCACGGCGGGCCCCCUGCGUAGCCGUCCAUAAAAAAGGUUUUUUUACAUUUGCUAACGCUACUCAUUACACUUGAAAUUGCCUUUUAGGUCUUUUUAAAAGUUGCACAGUGCCCCCUCCGUGAAUACACUUCCAGGUAGAGAAGAGUGAUGCUUCAUGCUUGCCUCUCACUGCAGAAGUUCUCUUAAGGACGCCACACACUCUGAAUAAAAACCCAGCGUAUAAGUGGAGUAAAAAAAAAAAAAAAAAAAAUAGUGUUUGACAGGCAGAGCUAGCUGAGAGUAUAAGCAUGCAGCUCAUCCCUGCAGCGUGCGCUUGCAUAUUUACAAGCGCUGCCAUGCAGCUCAACACUGAACAUAGCAUGCAUGAGGAAGGGCCGAUAAAACAUGUUUGCGUCUUACCACUCCUGCAGGGUGAAUUGAUGUGCUUGAGGGCUACAACACCACGGAGAAUAAUUUGCCGCAAAAGGUGCAAAGCAAUUUACACACAACCUGUUCAUGACAAAAAUGCAAUAAGGAACAUGAAUGAUAAUUACAAAAAAAAUAACCCUAGACAUUAAACCCUUCAGUCAUGGGCUAUUUUUGCUUGUUGUUUUUUAUAUUUCGACCCUCGGGGAGCAGGAAAAAAAAAACAUAGUAAGAGGCUGUAGCAAGCAGGUGGAAAAUGAACCGGAGCAUUGCUUGUCAAUUAGUGUUAACAGCUGUCUUUUCAUGUCGUUAUGGAUUUUAAAAGGCACACAUCCCGCAGAGUUAAUGAGUGAGCAGAAGAUCAAUGAUGGUUGGGGGGGUGGGGCUGGCCGGUGGCUCACGGGCGGCCCCUGCUAUUUGCCGGUGUCUGGUUGGCCCCUUCUGUCUCCGGUCUGGUGGCGGUCUUCCCGCCUCCGGGGUGUCCUACUUGGCGGGUCCGUGGGUGGAUGGGAGAUAUGGUGGGGACGGGUCGGCGCUGUGGUGGAGGAUGGGACUGGGGGGGGCAUUCACUUUUUGCGGCUGUUGGGGUAUCGUCUGCCUGGUGGGCUCUGCUGCCUGGUGUGUGUGUCUCUGUCCCGCCCUGGCACUCUUGGCUCACAAGCCCGGGGGGUGGGGUUGGGCUCUUCCCCAUGCGGGUCCCGGUUCUCCUGCGGUCUCUGUGGUGUCACUCCCUGGGCUGCCAUGGUGACGGAUGUGUUGCCGGGGCGCGGUUCCUGCUGUUCUGGUGGUUGUAGGAGCAGCCUCGGGGCGUGUGGUUUGUCCGCGGCUCCUGGUGGUCCGGGGGUGGCAUAGCUGGCUCAAUCUCUGGUGGGGCCCUCCGGGGGGGAGCUGGCAGGCCGGACUGGCCGCCACGCUGGGCUGGGUGGGGCCCGUGGUUGGUCCUGUGGCCCAGGGCUUGCUCCGGGUGGCUGGCUUGCCCGGCUCGGUUGGCCGGUAGUGCGGGGUGGGCGUGUGUGGGGCCCCGAUCCUCCCUGCUGCACUGCACCACCUCACAUACAUGUAGGACUUUGGGGGGUGGCCUGCAACUGGUUUUGCCGGGGGCGAAGGGUUUCCUUGCGGAUGCCCUUUUGUCCUCGGCAUUCCUCUGGCUGGUCACCCUUCAAUUUUAACCGCACCUUAGACACUCAGUUCUGGGGGGGGUCUGGGCAGGCAGGGGACCCACCAUUGCUCAGCUUCCUUCCACACACACACACUCACACACAUACACAUACACCACACACAUAGGUCAGCCCUAUGGGACAGGCCUAUUUUUAAUUGCACUAUCUACACAAUACCAUCUUCACACACACAGGUGUAGCGGGCUGGACCGGAGAGCCUACUGCCUACCCCCGCGAUUGGCCCGCUGGCUGCUGGGGCUUGGCGGCUCGCUCGGGGUGCCCUGGGCUGCAGGAUAUUUUGGUCUGGUCUGCCUGGCCUUCCUGGGGGUCCCGCUGGAACCAGCUGACGCCGGGGCUUGCCCUGGUGUCAUGGUUGGCGCUACCUCCCUGGAUCUGUCCUGGGUCGCGGGCGCCAACGUGCCCUUGGGGGGGCGUUCACCGGCCUCCAGGCAGUGGGGUCCGCGCUGCUGGUGGCCUGAAGUCUACGGUGGUGGCUUGGGGUUGUUGCGCUGUGGUGGCUGCUGCGGGGACCGGGCUGUGUGUUGGGAGGGGACCUGAUCCUGCUCGUGGGUACG
This is a messenger RNA of Doryrhamphus excisus (bluestripe pipefish), 9155 nucleotides long. It is a transcript of the gene lratd1, whose product is annotated as LRAT domain containing 1. Lineage: Eukaryota; Metazoa; Chordata; Actinopteri; Syngnathiformes; Syngnathidae. Gene Ontology annotation, biological process: cell morphogenesis; cell motility. The record is from RefSeq and is a predicted model, not a curated record.